AUUGGGCAGUCCACAGAUAACUGAGCACAUGUACACAAGUGUGAAGUUGCAAUUGUGUCCGUAAAUGUUCAUAUGCACACACAUACAUACAUGUGUAUGUAAACAUACACAAAGGCUAAAUUACUUUUGACUUUAUAUAAGGUUAUAUUACACAUCUAUUCACAAUCAGUUUCUAAAUAAAAGUCAAGUGAGCGCCAUGAAAUUUUCUGCAAACCUGAACUUCCUUUUUACUGAAACUGCAUUAGCUAUAUCAGAAAGAAUAAAAUUAGCGCAUCAGCAUGGAUUUCGAGCAGUGGAAAUACCAUAUCCUGACGGAGAACUUCCAGAUGUUAUACAAGCAAUUAAAAAUACUGGAAUAUUGGUGAAUCUGAUAAAUAUUAAAUUGGAUAAAACGAAGAAUGAGCUAAAGUAUGGUUCUGCAAGUAUUCCUGGGGAAGAAGAUCUCUUCAAAAUGCAGUUGGAUGAAACAGUUGCAUUUGCCAAAUCUAUUAAUUGCAAGAAAAUUCAUUUGAUGGCAGGAACAGUAAAUAACCAUUUGGAAAAUCAUUUUAAAACAUAUGUGUCCAAUUUAAAAGAAGCUUCCGAGGUAUUACAAUUGAAUAAUAUUGUUGGCCUCAUUGAACCGAUAAAUAAGUAUGCUGUUCCAUUAUACUUUAUGGACUCCUACAUCAAAGCAUCAACCGUUCUGAAAGAAAUUAAAUCUAAUAAUAUAAAACUUAUGGUUGACAUAUACCAUCUUCAACAUAUAUGCGGGAACUUUACUAAAACCUUAGAAGAAUAUAGGAAUGUAAUUGGACAUUUUCAAAUUGCCCAGGCACCUAAUCGAAAUGAGCCAGACACGCCUGGCGAACUUGAUUAUGACUACGUUUUUAAGACUAUAGAAUUAUUUGGCUAUGAUGAUUGGAUCGGUUGUGAAUACAAACCGAAAAGAACAACUGUCGAAGGAUUAAAUUGGAUUAAGAAAUAUGACUCUAGCUUUUGAUUAGAAUGAAAAAAUGAUAUACAUUACUAAAAAAGUAAUUGCAAUGUAGUCAUUAAAAAAUUAUAUUAUUUUAUAUAAUAAAAAACGAACUUUGUAGUGGCGUUAAAGGCACUAUAUUGCGCUCUCGUUCCGCCCUUCA
Messenger RNA from Drosophila virilis, 1121 nucleotides. It is a transcript of the gene Gip, whose product is annotated as hydroxypyruvate isomerase-like protein Gip. NCBI's taxonomy places the organism in Eukaryota, Metazoa, Arthropoda, Insecta, Diptera, Drosophilidae. The record is from RefSeq and is a predicted model, not a curated record.